Molecule: messenger RNA, 2676 nt
Organism: Scatophagus argus
Lineage: Eukaryota; Metazoa; Chordata; Actinopteri; Scatophagidae
Gene: sptssb
Product: serine palmitoyltransferase, small subunit B
Exons: 2
Coding region: 279-521 (80 amino acids)
Biological process (GO): endoplasmic reticulum organization; ceramide biosynthetic process
Cellular component (GO): serine palmitoyltransferase complex
Molecular function (GO): serine C-palmitoyltransferase activity
Source: RefSeq, a predicted model, not a curated record
ACACACUGACACACCGGCCUGUGUUCUAGUCCUCGGUCUCUCCACCUGCAUGAUCUGUGAGCCAGGUGAGUCAUGAGUGUAAGUACGAGUAGUGGGUGUGGUGUGCUUCUCGUGGCGUGUAUGCUUCACUACAUAUAGGCCAGUGGCAAACCAGCGAGGUAGCUUUUCGUUUACACAAAGCAGCGGAGCGGCAGCGGGACGCGGGCUGUCGUCUGUGCCUCGUCCUGUAAUCAUCUCUGGCACCAGCAGAAUCUCACGUCGGCUGCUAAGUUUGCAGGAUGAACUUCAAGAACUUCAGGGAGUACCUGGCCUGGCUGUACUACCAGUACCUGCUGAUCACCGGCAUCUAUGUCCUGGAGCCCUGGGAAAAGUCGAUCUUCAACUCCAUCCUCUUCUCCGCCAUCGGCAUGGUGAUCUACACCUCAUAUGUCUUUGUGCCCAUCCACGUGCGCCUUGCACUGGAGUUUUUCUCUGGGAUCUUUGGCGGCCAGCCUGAGAGCACCAUGGCACUCAUGAACUAGUAAAAGGGGUGAAUAUGGGGGUGUGGGGAGGGCUGGGGGUGGAUGUGAGGCAGCGACUAGGUGGAUUAGCAUGAGUCCCCAAAUCAUUUCCUACAACUCAACUCCUCCACAGUCAUCCUGAACCACAGCUGUCGAUCAUCUCAGCUAAUCGAGACUGAAAACAUGAAGAUCUUAAUGGAAUGAUCUGGAAAUCAGAGCCUUACUAUCUUCUUUACAUCCCAAACCCUCUGGCCUUACCCCGCGGUAUUAGACACACGAUUGUACAUUACUUUCACACUGUUGCUGUGAAACGUCUUGUGAAAUGUUGUUUGUCCUGUUUGUUUGUUUGUUUGUUUUUGUUUUCCUCACCACAUGUCCUGUGUGAGUGCAUCCCACCUUGGGGUUUUGCAUGAUAGGGUCUUACGUGGGUGCUACAUUUGCAUGCUUGUCACACUAUGGAAUACCACUAGGCUUUUUUUUCUUUUCAUCAUAACUUAGUAUUUAAAGAGGCAUUGCAGCAAUUUAAUUAGUCAUUUCCAUAAAAUGGAAGGACUUUUUACAAAUAGAUUUGAAAGAGAAUAGUCAUAAACAAAGCUGCACAGACCAAGAUAUCCAUAUCCUAAAACAGUCUAUCCUGUAUUUCCUAUAAUUCAACCCAACCGGGUCUUUUGGUAGGCCCUUUCUGACAGGUACUCACUUAUUUAAACUCAAGUGUGCAACACAGCCUCGGCUGAAAAUGUGUUUGUCUCCGAGAGCGAGGAGAAAUGGUGCAGAUUACGUUAUCUGCAUUACUUUUCAGUCUUUGGUUGUCUCAGUAACCUCUGUUUUUGUAGACAGCCUAUAGUCGACUAAGUGUCUCUCUAAGCACACUACAGAGUAAACCACAGAGUGUUUAUUAUGUAACGUGUAGUGAACAUGUGAAUAAAGGAGUGAUUUCAGACGCAGCUCCAUUCACAAACACAGAAGACAAACAACUGUUUUCACAGGCUGAGUAGGACUCUCUGUGAUGAGUUAACUGAACUUGAUGUGUUAAAUUAGUGGAGUGCCCCUUUAAGUAUAAGUUAGUCCCUGCUUAUUUCCUACAUCUUUGACAGCACCACAUUUCCACUGAUUGUGAAACGCUGUCUGAUAAAAAUGAGAGUUAUUAGUCAUCUCAACGUUUUUGACAUGCACUUAUUGUUACUGGUUGAUCUAUGGUUUUGUAUCAGAACCACUAUCACCUUCAUUAGUUGCCUUUCUGCACUGUAGCGCUAACUGGAAGGGUCCAUUGCACAUUUCAUGUCACUGUGUAGCUGACAUUCAAAGAGAGAGCGGAAAAGCCUAAGCUAUGCAAUGAAUUUAAAAGUGUCACAAUCGGGGAUCUGUUGAGAAAUAUUAGUCCCAGGCCCACAUUUAUAGAUUUAGCAUUCAAAAUGAGUAAUAAAAAUUAAAUGAUGGCCCUCUCGUUGUCUUUUGUCCUUCUCACUCAGUGGUAUGUCAGGAAGGUGUGCUCAGCACUGAGCACGAGCAAAUAUUGAUACAACACACCUUUGCAUUUUAGGCUUGGCUUUGCUAAUGACGUAGCUUUACUUAAUCAACAGCCUCUGAACUCAAAGCAGAACUGCAAAAUGCAAAGACUAACGCUGUCAAAUUGGGCUGAGUGGGAAGUAAAGCCAGCAGAAAACACGGUCUUCCUCACCUAUAGUUGAUCUAUAGAGAAUGAACUGGAGGAGAAAGAAUGAGUCGUAGUGUAUCUGGUAGCUGUGAUGAGUAUUGCAUUUAAUUGUGUGCUUAAAAUCAUCUUUGAUUAUUUUUGCUUUGGGUCAAGGGCUCGCUGAUUACACAGUCUAAUCAUGAUCUCUAAGUUAACUUUAUUUAUACGGAGUUUUAUAUUUAUAUGCACUGGUAAAUGCUUGGCUGGUUACAAUGUCAAUUACCAAACGUCUUUGAUUAUUUAUAUGUGUGUUCUCUUGUGGCCAUUAAUAACACAUCAUUUGUUUGUUACUUUGUUUUUCCACCUGAAAGUGCUUUUAUAUUGUUCCCAGUUUGUUGCAUUUCAUUUAAGUUAUGUUGAACACAUUGCAGUAGUCCCAGACAUUUCCUGUGGCAAGACUUUUUUCACCAUUCACCAAAAUGAAUGUCAUAUUUAUACGUGAUAGCAACACGUCGCUAACAUUCAGAAAAUAAAGACAUCUGA